Messenger RNA from Scylla paramamosain (green mud crab), 474 nucleotides. RefSeq lists its product as uncharacterized. The transcript has a single exon. The record is from RefSeq and is a predicted model, not a curated record. Lineage: Eukaryota; Metazoa; Arthropoda; Malacostraca; Decapoda; Portunidae. The coding region runs from base 1 to 474 and encodes 157 amino acids.
AUGGUCAUCUCACGGUCCCCAGCUGCCUCCCCGGCCGUCUCAGGCCGUCUGAGUCUUGGAGGCCAGACACUUCUCCUCCAGGAACACAUCAAAGUGCUGGGAGUAACAGUGGACUGUGGCCUGCGCUUUGACCGCCAUGUUGCUGCUGCUGCCCACCAGGCCUCCCUGCAGGUCUCUGCACUUCGUCGGAUGGCGGAAAACCUCGACUCCCGGGGCAUCCUUACACUGUACAAGGCUCAGAUACGGCCUUGUAUGGAGUACAGUGCCUUGUCCUGGAUGUCGAGUGCUCCCACCAACUUGCAGAGACUGGAUGCUGUGCAACGGCGUGCCCUGCAGUUGGUGGGGAUGGACGGACAGCAGCAGCAGCAGGAGCAGACCGGAGUCACGUCGCUGGAGCAUCGGCGGGACAUGUCGGCGCUGGUGGUCCAGCACACAAGGCCUGGGUUCUGGAUGUCCCUUAUCUUAGCUCGCUAA